UUUCCGAGCCUCUCCCCCCCGCGCCGCAGUGGGAGGAAGUCGAACCACAAAGCAAGCAGUGCCACUGUGCUGCUAGCAGAAAAAACACACACACACACACAUACACACACACACUGAAAAAUACAUCCUCAACCCAACAUGUGCCAUAUUGGAGCAGGAGAGCGAGGAGCAGCUUAGAAAAAAACCCCACCGACAGACAUCGGUGCUUCGGGGCGGCAGCAGCGGAGAGAGGACGCUUCCUGACGCCGAGCACGGGCUCUCUCGGCUCGGAUAGCCUGAGCAAGCAGGAGUCGCUUCAGCUUCUUUCUUUUUCUUUUUUUUUUCUUUCUUUUUUUUGUGUCAUUUCCACGCCGCACAAAAAAAAAAAAAGCUGGCGACAUUGCAUUCUUCCGCCUUCCGGGUCGUCGGUUUAGAAGCGGUUUACGGAGCCGUGGAGGUGGCGGCGGUGCUGCUGCUGGACGCAGGGGGGAAAGUUGCCGUUUGAAACAGGCGGACCACCGAGCUCCAUCUCCCCCACCCCUCCUCCACCAUCAGCGGCGUCACCGUCAAGACCCGCCGUCGGUAGCUUCCGAGCGAGGACGCGCAGCCCCUCAACGCACCCGGGCUAACCCCCCGACCAGGAGAUAUGGAUUAUUUCCCCGUGUUUCGCCUCUGUUUUUAAGCCGCCAUCGAAGAGGCUGUUUCUGGGAACCGGAGCCAGACUCUCCCCCCUCCCUCCCCGCUUCUCUCUCCCCCACCUCCAACACGGGUCUCCCUGUGUCUCUCUCCGGUCUUAUCAGCCUGAAAACCAGCGUUUAGUAGCCCGCGAAGCUGCAUUUACGUAGACUAAACCGAGCGAAAACAGUUUAUUAUUAAUAUUUUUAAAUGUAUAUUUUUUAACUGUUAGCAUUCAUGCUAUCAUUUUUUUUCUUCUUCUCAUUCUUUUUGCUGGCUCGUUAGCUUGGGAGCUAACUAGCAGCCGAACCCAAAUAUCGAUAUUGGCAGGAGGCUAAAACAAACUUAGCUCCCGGGGUUGAUUCUGGGUUUUGGUGCUAAACUCUUCUCAAAAAAGUAAAAAAAAAAAAAAGAAAGAAAAAAAAAAGAAGAAGUGUUUGAACUAGCAUUUUAUUUUUAUUUUUGUUUUGUUUGUGUUGUUUUCGUGCCGAUAAAUUGAACGUUAACGGCACAGGAAGCUACAUAAACAGUAGAAGAAGAAGCAGGAGGACCAGGACCAGGGUGGAUUUUAUGGAGCCCUGCCUCACCUUUAACCCGGGUUUUCUAUCUGUGCCAACACCUUGUAAUUUUAUGGUGCACCAGUUGGAAACACCAAGGAUGAAAGCCGCCUCCUCCCCCAUUUCUCCUUAUUGAUUGUUGUUCCCACUGGGGAGGAUAUAGGCCCAUAAAUAUAAAAACAUACACACGUGUCCUCUGACUUCUAGCAUUUUUUUGUUGGCUCUGACUCUGCAGCCACUAAAAUUAGAUUUUUUUCUCCUCGGCUGUUUACAUUUUUAAGGAAUCUUACCACCCAUCUAACCCCCCCCCCCUCCCCACUCUUCGUGUCUUGUGAAACCCAUGCGGGGCUGUGGAGAAGGACCAGCGGCUCGGAGAGGACCAGGGGAGUCCCCGGAGGACCUGUUGUAAGGGUUUGACAGCAGCUGUCCUCGGAUCCUGCAUCAUCCUAUUUAUCUGUGCGAGACAUAUCGCGUAGAGGCAGGAAGGAAGGAAGGAAGUGCUGGCCUCACAUCUCAUUUAUCUAUCUCCCUUUUUUCCACCUUUCUCCUCUCAACACGCCUCAGAAGGAGGGAGAAAGAAGAAAGCUGCAGUUUUUUUUCUUCUUCUUCUUAUUAUUCGUGCACUAAAUGGGAUUACACAGACCCGCUGACUGCAUCUUCCUCCAGUAACCCGUCACCCAGAUGUCUCCCCCCGUCAAUUCCCCCCUUUCUGUCCCCAUGGUGGUGUGAGGUGAGGCAGCCUGCAGACAGCGCCGCGGUCCCGGUCCCGAUCCCGGUCCCGGUCCAUGGUCAGCUCGGCUCGGCUCGGCUCGGCUCAGCUCGGCCCUUCAUGCUGCUCGUCCCCCGGCGGAGGAGGAGGACACUGCUGCUUUUUGACUGAAAACAGAACCCCGCCAGCCCCGGUUAUCUGAUAGGGUCGGAAGAUGGCGGACCUCGAAGCGGUGCUCGCUGAUGUGAGCUAUUUGAUGGCGAUGGAGAAGAGCAAGUCGACUCCAGCGGCCCGGGCGAGCAAGAAAAUCAUCCUCCCCGAGCCCAGUAUUCGCAGUGUGAUGCAGAAGUACCUGGAGGAGAGGGAUGAGCUGACGUUUGACAAAAUCUUCAACCAGAAAAUCGGCUUCCUGCUGUUCAAGGACUUCUGCAUGAACGAGAUCGACGAGGCCGUGCCACAGCUCAAGUUCUACGAAGAAAUCAAGGACUACGAGAAGCUGGACUCGGAGGACGAGAGGCUGAGCCGCAGCCGGCAGAUUUACGACGGCUACAUCAUGAAGGAGCUGCUCUCCUGUUCACAUCCAUUUUCCAAGAAGGCGGUGGAUCACGUUCAGAGUCACUUGGCCAAGAAGCAGGUUCCCCCGACUCUGUUCCAGCCAUACAUCGUGGAAAUCUGCGACAGCUUGAGAGGGAAGAUCUUCCAGAAGUUCAUCGAGAGCGACAAAUUCACUCGUUUCUGUCAGUGGAAGAACGUGGAGCUCAACAUCCACCUCACCAUGAACGACUUCAGCGUUCAUCGGAUCAUCGGCAGGGGCGGCUUCGGGGAGGUGUACGGCUGCAGGAAGGCCGACACGGGGAAGAUGUACGCCAUGAAGUGUCUGGACAAGAAGAGGAUCAAGAUGAAGCAGGGAGAGACUCUGGCUCUGAACGAGAGGAUCAUGCUGUCACUAGUCAGCACAGGGGACUGCCCGUUCAUCGUGUGCAUGACGUACGCCUUCCACACCCCCGACAAGCUCUGCUUCAUCCUGGACCUCAUGAACGGAGGAGACCUCCACUACCAUCUGUCCCAGCACGGUGUCUUCAGUGAGAAGGAGAUGCGUUUCUACGCCGCAGAGAUCAUCCUGGGUCUGGAGCACAUGCACAACCGCUUCGUGGUCUACAGAGACCUCAAGCCAGCUAAUAUCCUGUUGGAUGAACACGGCCACGUUCGGAUCUCCGACCUCGGCCUCGCCUGCGACUUCUCCAAGAAGAAGCCUCACGCCAGCGUUGGUACUCACGGCUACAUGGCUCCAGAGGUUCUCCAGAAGGGGACGGCGUACGACAGCAGCGCCGACUGGUUCUCCUUAGGCUGCAUGCUCUUCAAACUCCUCCGAGGGCACAGUCCCUUCAGACAGCACAAGACCAAAGACAAACACGAGAUCGACCGCAUGACGCUCACCAUGAACGUGGAGCUGCCUGACUCCUUCACCCCGGAGCUCAAAGACCUCCUGGAGGGGCUUCUGCAGAGAGACGUGUCCAAGAGGCUGGGCUGCCAGGGCCGAGGAGCCCCAGAGGUGAAGGAGCAUCAGUUCUUCAAAGGCAUCGACUGGCAGCAGGUUUACCUCCAGAAGUACUCUCCUCCUCUCAUCCCUCCCAGGGGAGAGGUGAACGCUGCAGACGCUUUUGACAUAGGCUCUUUUGAUGAGGAGGACACCAAGGGCAUCAAGCUGCUGGACAGUGACCAGGAGCUGUACAAGAACUUCCCUCUGGUCAUAUCUGAGCGCUGGCAGCAGGAGGUGGCGGAGACGGUGUACGAGGCCGUCAACCUGGACACGGACAAGAACGAGGCUCGGAAGAGGGCCAAGAACAAGCAGCUGGGCCACGAGGAGGACUACGCCCUCGGUAAAGACUGCAUCAUGCACGGCUACAUGCUGAAGCUGGGGAACCCGUUCCUCACCCAGUGGCAGCGCCGCUACUUCUACCUGUUCCCCAACCGUGUGGAGUGGAGGGGGGAGGGGGAGUCACGGCAAAACCUGCUGACCAUGGAGCAGAUCGUCACGGUGGAGGAGACGCAGAUUAAAGACAAGAAAUGCAUCCUGCUGCGCAUCAAAGGAGGGAAACAGUUUGUGCUGCAGUGUGAGAGUGACCCUGAGUUCGUGCAGUGGAAGAAGGAGUUGACCGAAGCCUUCACAGAAGCCCAGAAGCUGCUGCGUCGCGCCCCCAAAGUCAUCGGGAAGGGCCGGGCCGGAGUGGUGGAGCUGUCCAAACCCCCCCUCACACACCGCAAUAGCAAUGGCCUGUGAAUACACACACACACACACACACACGCAUAAACACACACACACAUGUAUACACACACACACACACACACACUGCAUCUCACCUCCCCCUCCUCAUCAGCUGCGACACCUCCACCACCGACCUCCUCCCCCCCUCCCGCCCCCCCCGGCCCGACACCCGUCACCGAGAGGAUGAGGAGGGAAACACUCGGCAUGUGAAGAACCUCUGCAUGAAUGUGUGUGCCCCCCCUCCCUCCUCCUCCUCCCCUCCUCCUCCCCCACCUCCUCCUCCUCAUCGAUGUGUCUCCUCCUGGUGAGACUCCUCCUCCUCAGAGACGUCGCAGAUCUGAUCGGAUUCAGAUCGGCCAGUGAAGAGGAACUCCCCCCUCCCUCCCUCCCUCCCUCCCUCCCUCAGCAGGGAAUGUACAAAAAGAAAAAGGAAGACGCACAUUAAAUAAACGCCCCCCCACUCCCCCCACCCCAAUAAAAACAAACCCCCCUCCCCCUUAAUGAAGUGCGUAAAGUGCCAACGUCGAUGUUUUACUUGAGUCACCUGAGGAUCUGCUCCAGUGGCAACCACUACCCCCCCUCCUCCUCCUCCUCCUCCUCCACCCCCCCAUCAUCCGGGCCACACCCAUGGAGAAGUGGGCAGCCCUUCUGGGGGGGGGGGGGUCGAUCAUUCCGAUGCAAGAAAAAACCCAAGGAAGGACCACGGACAACUCUCUCCUCCCUCCUCUCUGAUUGGCUCUCCGGUCGCCACGGAGACGCCGUCAGAUCCCGUCAGCUCGGGCCGGUCGCUGCGGGGACCGCAGAGACGGUAACCACGGACAACGACGGCGUGACUAUUGUGUACGAGGGGGGGAAGGAGGGAGGGAAGGGAGGGGGGGACGGACGAGGAAGUGACUCUGGAGUGUAAAUAUAAGGAACUCUGUCUCUGUGCAUCGCCAGUGUUUUUAGUCCAGUGUGUGUUUGCAUUUUAAAAACCCGCGACCUCUCUCUUAGUCCGCCUGCUCGUCAGUCUGUACCGGCUUUCUGGGGGGGGGUUAGUUUACGUGCUGGGUGGGGUGGGGGGGGGCGGUGUGGCAGCCAAUGGCAGCGCUGCUUUUACCUCGUUAACGUCCAGCGUCCUGGUCUCUGGUCUCUGGUCUGCUCACGUCUCCCAGCUUCAGGUUAAAAGUCGACCCCCGAGUUUAGGAAACGAUGCAGAUGCACCAUCGUGGGGGGGUCGAGUCUCUGCUUCCUCCACAGAGGAUUCUGGUGCAGGAUGAAUGUUUUUAACAGACGAGGAAAGUUGUUAAACUCGUGAAUGUUUUUUAGCGUCAGGACCUGACGUCCUCAUCGGUGUCUCCUCAGACCGAGACUCGUCCCGAGAGAUUAAAAGGAAGAGGAGACAGGAAUUUAAAAGACAAAAAACAUCGACCCGAGGAUUUUCUGAAGCGAUUCAUUCCAAACCUUUCACAUCCUGAAGGGACACGGAGCUGAGACGUGAGCAGACCCCGACUCAUCCAGACCGGUCUGUUCUGGAGCAGGUUGAUUGGUGGGUUCUGGUUCCUGGUUCCUGGUUCCUGUUUCCUGGUUCAUGAAGGGUUUGUUUCUUAAAUGGUUCGUGGUUUUCGUGGGUUUGGACUCAUCUAACAGCGCUGCGGCUUCAGUGUUUCAGUGGAGAGGGUCUCUUUGUUUCAUUUUUUUUAUUAUUGGCGGGAAUUUAGAUGUGAGGACGAGGAGGAGCAGGAGGAGGAGCAGGAGGAGGAGCAGCAGCUCACCGGUGGAGACAUAAAUUCAUAAAUUUCAGGGGUUUUUCUUUGUCCACUGUCUCCUUGGUCUGUGACGUCCAUGCAUUUCCAGAGCUGUGAUGUGUCCUUCAGUGGGAGGAAGGUUUGGGUUCUAGUUGUUGUUCUUCUUCGUAGCCUUCGUACCAGUCAGGGGGAACAUGUAUCGUCUUAUAGAGAAAUCGUGUCACCUCUCCAGGUGUCUUUUAUUUUUGUAAACCAAAAUGGGUUUUUAUUGUUUUUUGUUUUUUUGUUGAAAUCUACUUUUUGUUGCACCUUUUUUUUUUUUUUUUUAAAUUUUCGCCCUAUGUGUUACUUUACUAGUUGUUAAAUGUGCCAAAUAACUGUUCGACUUGUAUUGGAUGGACCGUCCUCGGAUCAGACGCUCCGCUCUGAGUUGGCGGCGCAGGUUUCUGGUGGCGGUGUCUCUGAACGGGACAAAACUGUGACCAAACGUUUCUUUUUUUUUUUAUUCUGUUUCGUUGUCCCGCUGGUUUGGUUUCGUGUGUGUCUGUGCUCUGGGUUUCCACCACGUUGCCGUCGGGGACCAUGGACGCACACAUCCGGCUCCUCUGAACAUUGGUUCCUCUCUUUCACACUGUUAAUGGCGUCGUGACGUGAGGAGCGGCUGGUGGGAAUAUUUCAGCUUCACGAUGGACGACGACGCAUUCAGCUCUACACAAUUUAGAAAAGAAUAAAAACUAAAAAACAAAAAAAAAACAGAGGAUGGCAUAUAGGAAAAAAAAUAAAAUUCAAAGAGUAUAUAAAUAUAUGUGUAUAUGAAAUGACAAAAAGCUCUAGGUUUAUUUAAAAGAUUUAAUGUAGAAACAUCUUGUUCUUCAGGGGAAGGUCGGGUUCUUUUUUUUUUUUUUUUUUUUAUUCUCCCAUGUGAGUAUAUUUGUUUGUGGUGAAGACUUCGGCUCCAAUCUUGCACAUAAAGACUCUUCUUAGAACUAUCGUUGAACCUUGAAGCGUUGACCAGAUGAUUAUUUUUGUUUCCAGAUACCGGACUCUUCUCUCUCUGUCUCUCUCUCUGUCUUUGCUCUUUCAUAUUUAUUACGUGUGCGGGGCCUCAGCCGAGCGCUCGCCCUAGAAUAAAAAACAAAAAAAAAAGGAAAGAAAGAAAGAACCAACCCCGCCGGUUUACGCCAUCAGAAACUCUUCUUCUUUGUUUUUAUUUUUUAUUCAUACGCCACAGACAAACACAGAUACUACUGGCUUUGGGUUAUUGGAAUUAAGGUCAUGAUAAUACUGAUAUCUAAUUGAUAAUUAUUCAGUGAUUAUUAUAAAAGUUUUAUUUUAUUUGGAAGAUGAUUUCUUUGUUUUUUGGAGACAGGUAGGAUGUUGCGUGUUGGACUGCUUGUAAAAACAGUUCAUGAAUAAAAAUCCUUUUUCCGUGUUG
Messenger RNA from Mugil cephalus (flathead mullet), 7348 nucleotides. It is a transcript of the gene grk3, whose product is annotated as G protein-coupled receptor kinase 3. The transcript is spliced from 22 exons. The record is from RefSeq and is a predicted model, not a curated record. Gene Ontology annotation, molecular function: G protein-coupled receptor kinase activity; G protein-coupled receptor binding; ATP binding. Bases 2135 to 4201 code for a protein of 688 amino acids. Gene Ontology annotation, biological process: G protein-coupled receptor signaling pathway; regulation of signal transduction; protein phosphorylation. Lineage: Eukaryota; Metazoa; Chordata; Actinopteri; Mugiliformes; Mugilidae.